Schistosoma rodhaini is the source of this 2687-nucleotide messenger RNA. The record is from the annotation of a GenBank genome assembly. NCBI's taxonomy places the organism in Eukaryota, Metazoa, Platyhelminthes, Trematoda, Strigeidida, Schistosomatidae.
AACGUUGAUGAACCGAAAACAAUGGUAAUGUCAAUGAAUCACAUUUUGCGAAUUUAUUAAUUAUCGUUUGCCUCCAUGGGAUGCCAGUGCAAAUAUGUUUCGCCUAAAUCAUGACAUAAUACCACAAUAUUCUGCUAAUCGUUUUAGGAGAGUGCUUUUAUAUCAGACGAGAUUGAUUUGGUAAAUCACAUCAAUGUUAAAAGUUGACGUUCUGGUAUUCUUUAAUGCAUUUGUCGUCAUGGAUGCGCAGACAAGGUGUCAAAUUUGUAAGUGUUUGAGUUAUUAUGCGAACUAGGAAUCCAAGAAAUGACGCAAUUUAGAUCAAAGAGAGCUGGGUGAGCAUUGCCUUCACUUGAAAGGAGGUCUGUCAGGAUUAAGACAGGUUCAUCAACCUACUAUCCUUAUUACUGAAGACUGAUGAUUGAUGAACGUAUGGUAUAUAGAAUCCGAAAUUAGGCAUUCAUCAUUUACAAAGAAAUUAUUUGUCCCUACAAACACCACACAAUGUUGGGGUUCUUGUAUACUCUUAUGUCUGGUUUCUUAAGAAGACAAAGGUAUGAAGUUCUUUAUUUAUCACAAUAAUUAGAUCGUGGAUAAUAGGAUUUAUCUGUUUCUGACAGAAAGGCGUCUCUACUACAUAUGCAUGGCUGAUAUAGUCCAAGAAUACAUGUUUAUUAUAGUUGUCUUUCACUAGUAAUGUUAUUGUACCGUCUUACAAUUCUGAUUUUCCACCAGUCCUCUCUCUUUACUUCAAUUCUAGAGCAAAAGCAAGUGCUUUAAGCAUUUUAUAGAAUCCUUAACAAGCUUUUCUCUAUACUCCCUUUUGGAGUAACGUCGGGCUAUGGUAUAUGCAUUUAUGGCUUCUCAACACCGAUAAUGCGUCUCACUAACUCUUAGUAACUUAAGUCCUCUUCUCAUUCUUCUUCUUUUACAAAGAAAUGCUAAACUCCUUUUGUUUGAUCCUAAAGAAGAACCUCUUAAUUUGCUUGUCAUCACCAAUGUAUUCUUUCCUCAAGAAAUAUUUUUACAUCACAUUUAUACUCCAAUAUAGCCUGACUUAUAAUGAUAUGAUUAGCUUGGAAGAAAAGAUUAAAAUUACUUCCGAAGAAAAUAUCGGUUUAAAAUCUUACAUUGAACGUAUGAAUAAUGAAUGCAUGGAACUCAAUGCUACUUUGUUUGAAGAAGCAAACAGAAUGGUCCAUGAAGCCUUAUCUAAAGAACAGUAUGCCGUUAGACAAGCCAAAGAGAAAAUUCAAGAAAAUGAGAUACUUCAAUCGGAAGUUCGCGCAUUAAAAUUACUGGUUGCUGAAUUAUCGUCAAGCAUAACAAAUCAAAAGAUUAAAAACUCAUUAAAUAGUACAAGGAUGAAAUACGACAAUAUAGCCUGUAAUAAAUCCCCUGAAAUUUAUCGUAAAUUGGCUACAAGUAAUCUUUUCGAAGUGAAACGAAAUAAUGCUAAGUAUGGUGGAUUGGAACAAUUCAAUCGACGUGAUCUAUUAACAGCAGUGAUUACACACAGACCAUGUAAAAAUAAUUUAGAUAUUGAUACAUUUGAAGAAUUUCUAGAAUGGAUACAAAAUGAUUGUCCAUUAAAUUUACCUAUGAUAGCAUUUACAGAAUUGAAUGAACAAUUAUUAUGUCACCAAGAUAACACAAAAGAAGGAGAAGAAAAAGAACAUAGUAAAAAAGAAUUCAGUGAACUAAUGACCAAGAUCAAUAUACCCAGUCAAAUAUUAGACAAAACAGUUAUUAAUAAUCAGACAGACGAAAAUACUACUACUACUAAUAAUAAUAAUGAGAAGAAUAAUCAUUUAACUUUUUCCAAUAGUUUUGGUGUACACAAUGAUAUUGUGAAUGAUAUUGAAAAGAUUUCAAGUAGUAACAACAACUAUGAUAACCAUGGUAAAAGCAAAGAGUCUAAUCGUUCUAAUCAUAUAAUCAAAACAAUUGCUAUUACAUUAAAAAAUUCCACUGAAUCAAACAAUGAUUACACUGUUAAGGAAAUUUCAAAUGAUUCAGUGAACAAUCAUAAUGAUUCACAAAUUAAAACAACAACUGACGACAAAUAUUCUUCACCAAUAGUCAUAAAUUGUGAUAAAACAAAUUCGUCAUUCAAUUCAAAUCAUAUUCCAUUGGAUAAAUCUCUAUCAAAAUUUAUAUAUCGUUUAUAUUUGCAAGAUAUUAAACCUUGUUUUCAAUUUAUUGACAGAAAACUUAUCUCUUCAAUUUAUCAAGCAUUACCGGAAUUAGGUUUAGAGAUUACACCAAUUACUCCAGAAUUAGGCGGUGGUUUACGCCGGAAUAAUGAUGUAAAUGGCGGUGAUAAAACAGUAAAAGUUAGUCGUGAAUACUGCUCAUUAAUGCCAAAAUAUGAAGCUGCGUUUCGUAUGAAAAUCAGAACACCUGAUUCCAAUGAAAUCGAUUGUAAAAUAUCAUUGCCAGCAAGAGAUAGACUCGUUGCAAUCGUCAAUUUAUUUCAAUACUUAAGUAUAAUAAAACGUGGUUUAGAUUCUAGUCCGAUGGUUAAUGUUAAUAGAAAGAACAAUUGUAAUAAUUAUGACAAUAAUGGAACAGAAACUAUUACAAAGGAAGUUGAGAUACAAGAACAACAAUUACGUACAAUCCAACGGCAUCGUUUAAAUAUUGCACUAGCUCGACUUGGAUAUGGAGCACCAGAUUUAGAGUGA